Messenger RNA from Effrenium voratum, 2253 nucleotides. The record is from the annotation of a GenBank genome assembly. NCBI's taxonomy places the organism in Eukaryota, Dinophyceae, Suessiales, Symbiodiniaceae.
AUGAAGCGCCGAGGGGGGAGCCUUACGGAGGCCCCCCGGACCCGCAAGCGGCUCUGCGGCAAAGCUCCGCCUGAGGAGCUGCUGCGACGGGCCCAGGAUGCUUUGGAGAGCGCCGGCGCUCAGCGAGCGCUCGCGGAUCGGGAGGCUCGGAGGCAGGCAGAGGAGCUGGAGGCCGAGGCGCAGCGGCAAGGCGCGCGGAUUUGGCAUGGGCAGGCGGAAGAGCGGCAGCGCUCCGCCAAGGCAGCGCUGGACGAAGCGCUCAAACGCGUGGAGGCAGCCCAGCGUGCGCUCGAAGAGGCAAAGCAGCAGGCUUCCAUGCGGCAGCAGUCUGCUGACGCGGCCUGCCAGGAGCUGCAAGAGGCGAAGCAGCAGAUGGAAGCAGGUGUGCAGGAGGGAGCGGCUCGGCGGCGGGCUGCGGAGGAGCUGGCGCGCCAAAGGGCGUCCGAGGAGGCUGCCAUGAAGCUCAAGCUGCGUGGCCUUUGCUCUGAGCUGGGCCUGAGCACAAAAGCAGAGGAGGGCAGCGAGGGUCUCACCCGCAUCUUGGAGAAAUCUCUGUCGGAUGCGGGGCGUCCGCUGCGAACGAGUAUGGAUGCGCCACCGGCCCUAAAGGCGGCGGAAACGGAGCCAGAGGUGGCGGCGAAGGUUGCAACUGGAGGGGAGCAAGGCGCAGGCUCUUUGACAGGAGCGCCGGCGCCGGACGGCGCUGUGGUGCCGGACAAGGCGCCGGCGCCGGACCUGGCACCGGCGCCAGACAAGGCGCCGGCAGAUGGCAGCGCACACGUGGUGCUGGUCAUGGAAGGCGGCCAAUUCCGAGUAGAGCCGACCUUCCCGGUGGAGACAGCGGAGGAGCGGCAGCAGCAGCUGUGCGUGCAGCUGCAGGAGACGGAGCAGGCGCUGGAGCAGCGCCGGGGCGAUCUACGGGCGGCCAAGGAGGCUCACGUGGCCUUGGCUGCUCAGAUCAGGGAGAAGCAGGAAGCAGCGAAGCCCGUGAUCAGACAGUUGGAGCAGGACGUGGCGAAAGCCAAGCAGGCACAGGAGGCUUGUGCUGCAGAGGUGGCAAAGGUCCAGCAGCUGCAGCAGAGCUUUGAGGAGAUGCAGGACCCCGAGAAGGUCAAGCCCAGGGCCGCCAAGGCCAAGCUUUCGCCACUGCAGCAGCUGGGGAUAGAGGCGCAGGCGGUCACCAGUCUGGUUGAACUGCUGCAGAAGAAGAAGUCCAAGCGCAGCCCCAAAGAAAGGAAGCUCUUGACGCUGGUUCAGGACACCAUCAAGGCGCAGUUGAAGGCCAGACAUGGCCUCCAAGAGAGGUGUGCGGGUGAUGUGCGGCAGCGCCAGGAGAAGGUGGAUGCUGCCCAAGCCGCAGAGCGCAAACACGCCCAGGAGGUGGAGACCUCUCAGCAGCAGGUUGCUGCAAAGGAGCUGAGCCUUAAGGCUGCAGAGGAGGUCUUGGAAACCGCACGCGCCGCCUUGGCAGAGCACGAGGCACGGAUGACGCGGGCAGGGCUCCUGCGCUUCAACUCGGCCAGCGCUGCCUGCUGCCUUUGCUGCGAGGAUGUGCCAGCGCGAGCUGCCGCGACUUUGGGGUGUGGCCACGGCUGGUACUGUCCCACCUGCGUGAAUCGCUUCGUGGAGGCACGCUUGGAGGAGGGCAUUGCCGGAGACAUCCCAUGUCCGGACUGCGGCAAGACCAUUUCCGAGGAUGACCUCGUGAGGCUCUUGCCGAAGCAAACCGUCUUCAAGCUGCACGCCUCGAACAUCAGCCGCAAGGCUGUGGCCUCUGGCGCUGUCCCGCGGUCGUGUCCGACCCCUGACUGCCCCAUGGAGAAGACCUUUGAUGACGGGGGUUCUGCACGGGAGACCUGCCCGCUCUGCGGCGAGGAAUCCUGUUGGUGGUGUGGAGCGCAGCCUUACCACGAGGGCCUCAGCUGUGAGGAAUAUCGGAGAAAACACAACGACGAUGACCAGAGCUUUUUGCAGUGGAUGAAAGCGACCGGCACGAAGCAAUGCCCAACUUGUGGAAUGGCUACAACCAAGGAGAAUUUGGAGAUGCAAACUGACCAGGUGGAGGAGUGCCACAAGAUGAUCUGCAGAAGCUGCGGCACCAAGUUCUGCUUCGGCUGCGAAGCCGUCCUCACAGAGAGCUUUUCAUGUGGCUGCACGCAGAAUGCCCACAACUUUGUGGACCCGCACACGGGCAAGCUCGUAAAGCAUUUGAAGAAGGGAAAAGCCAAGCCGAAGGCCAAAGCCAGGAAUUGA